CUGUUUACCGGAGUUUCACCGUGACCUCUACCGCUGUUGAAAAUACUUGGUGGCGGAGCUGCAAUCAUUUGGUUUGAUUUUGACAAUGUAAACCGCUCUGGUGUACGCGGUGACAAUUUGACUGAAAACAAAUAAUUCAUUUUGUAUCAUAACGUCGCAAGAAGGGCUUAUGUGCUCCUCGCCGUGUCAUCUCCGCCUCGGAGUGCUGUGUGUUGUCGGCGUUGAGCCUGUUUCAGCUGCACUGCAUCAACAUGGGUGUGAUCGGUGUGCAGCUGGUGGUUACCAUGGUAAUGGCCAGUGUGAUACAAAAAAUCAUACCUCAUUAUUCCUUCGCACGAUGGCUACUUUGCAGUGGCAGUCUGCGGUGGUAUCAGCACCCUACGGAAGAUGAGUUGAGGAACCUUGCUGGGAAACAGAAGGGCCAGAAGAGGAAAGACAGGAAGUACAACGGUCACAUCGAAAACAAGCCGCUAACGGUACCCAAGGACAUCGAUCUUCAACUCGAAACAAAAUACAUCACUGAAGUCGACACAUUAGCAUUGCACUACUUCCCAGAGUUCCAGUGGCUGGUUGAUUUCACGGUAGCGGCGACUGUGGUCUAUCUAAUAACGGAGCUCUACUACAGUGUUGCUCAACCCUCAGGAGAGAUGAACAUCAGUGUGGUCUGGUCCAUGCUCGUGCUCGCCUUUGUCGUUAAGAUUCUCUUCUCUCUGACGACUCACUAUUUUAAGCUGGAGGAAGGAGGCGAGCGCUCCCUCUGCAUAACGUUCGGCUUCUUCUUCUUUGUCAAAGCCAUGGCCAUUCUCAUCGUAACUGAGAACUACCUGGAAUUCGGGCUGGAAACUGGUUUUGCCAACUUCUCUGAUAGCGCGCUGCAGUUCCUGGAACACCAGGGCUUGGAGUCGCAGGGUCCCAUUUCAAAACUUACCUUCAAGUUAAUCCUCGCCUUCCUCUGCGCCCUGAUUGGAGCCUUUUUAACCUUCCCGGGUCUGCGAUUGGCCCAGAUGCAUCUCGACGCCCUCAAUGUGACCACAGCCAAAUUUACACAAACUUUGCUUCAUAUCAAUUUCCUGUCCCCGCUCAUCAUGGUCCUGCUGUGGGUGAAGCCCAUUACCAAGGACUACAUAAUGAACCCCACCCUGGGAAAGGACAGCUUGCCUUUGAUGGCUGAGCAGACGUACGACACCCUGCGGUUAUGGACCAUCAUACUGAUGUGUGCGCUGCGGCUGGCGAUGAUGAGGCAUCAUUUGCAGGCCUACCUCAACCUGGCGCAGAAGGCGGUGGAGCAGAUGAAGAAGGAGGCGGGGCGAAUAAGUACCGUCGACCUGCAGAAGAUGGUUGCACGUGUUUUUUACUACUUGUGUGUAAUCGCACUACAGUAUGUGGCACCGCUGGUGAUGCUGCUGCAUACGACUUUGCUGCUAAAAACCUUGGGUGGCCACUCGUGGGGUUUCCGUGUUGAAGAAGAGCUGCCUUGCACGCAUCAGAUGGACUCUGUGCCGGGGGUAGCGCCAAUAGCGCCCCCGGUGGUGGAGGCGGGAGCGCGGGCUUCCGCCGCCCAACUCUCCGUCGCCCUGGGGGGCCUGAAGACCGUCUUCAGUCCUCUACUUUUCCGGGGGCUCUUCUCUUUCUUCGCGUGGUGGAUCGCCGCCUGCCUCUUCUCCACCUCCCUCUUUGGCCUCUUCUACCAUCAGUAUCUCAUGGCGGCAUAAAGCAAGGCCCCACCACCUCGCCGCACUGACUCACCAUAUCAUCGGAACUAUCGGUUCGACUCCCAGUGCUUCCUCCGCAGAUGAAAACUCUGCGUCUUUGCAUUUCUCCCUUUUUUUUUUUUUUUUUUUUUUUUUUAAUUCACGUCACAAGAUUUCAUACAUGAGCUAACAAUCACAAACAUGACUGACAUCGUAACAGUGGAGGUGUCCUUUUAUUUGGUCAAGACUUGACUUAUCUCAUGCUGGACACAGUUACGCAAACUCAUCAGUUUUUAAUCAAUUUUUUUGUGGGGGGGGGGGUUGUCCGCAGUUAUACACAGGAAACUAUUACUGAAUUUGGAGGUUUAUGGAGGUUGACUUGCUGGGUCUGCGCACCGAAAUAGUCACGGAGACAAGCUGCCCUGCUUGGGUAACUGUCAGUGCUGACGGGCUAAAAGUGUUUCAAAGAGUCUUAAAGCGAUGGAGCAAGAGGGAGGAGCCAAUCAAAGAGGGUUUGCGGUUGGUUUUUUUUUGUGUGUGUGUGUGUGUGUACACAACCGCGACUGAGGAACGAGACUUGAGUUCGUUCAGAGGCAAUCGUUUGAAUGUUUCCAAAUGAAGCUGAAGACGUUCCGGAAGAUGUCGAAAGAGGCAGCGUUGACCUCUUGGGUUUUUGUUUGUUUGUUAUUUCAAACUGAGCCAUUUUUGAAACAAGCGCGGAGCUCCUUCCAAGCAGCUGUGACUGUUUUAAAAGCGGAGAGCUCCCGCUCGUGUGCGCUCUCUGCACGCGCGGCGUCGGCGAUGAGGACGAGAUGUGUCGGCUACUGUCGUUGAUGCGAAAAAUGCCUUUUCUGGUUUCCUUUCCUUGAUGGUUUUUCUAACUCCAACUACUUUUUCAAAUAUGUGUAUUUUUUUUCUUUUGAGUCUUUCUAACAAAUCAAGUUGACUUCAUCAACGGUGCCAAGUGUUCCCCUUUGUUCCCAUGGCUGUCUCAAACCACAUCGCCACCUUAAGGGCCUUACAAGUUCAUGAAGAAUUGCGCGUGGGAGCGUUUUCGUACGUGCAAAACAAGACCGAAGUGUAUCUCUUUACUAAGCUAAUACAGAUGUCCAACAUUUUCAACACAGCAGGGCACAAUGUCCGACACUAUUUGUGCCAUCUCGGAUCUUUGCUACAUUUGUUACGUGGAACGUUUCAGUUCACUUUUCCGGUGGGAGACGAGUUGCAUCUUAGCACAUUCUUACUUUGGCAAAACGGGAAACAAUGAAUGUAUCAAGACUGCCUGAUUUGGAUGUGAUUCUUUUUUUUUUUCUCUUCUUUUUUUUUUAUCUCCCCACACUUCCUUUUAGCCAUUCUGCUACAAACUUAAAUGUGGUCACACAAUUUUAUUGGUCCUAAUGACUGUUUUUAUUGAUCUUUUUGUUUUGUUGUAUUUAUUAAAAGUUGUCGAGGCCUGUAAACAUGUAUUGUUUUAACACGAGAUCUUGCUUGGUGACUUGAAUCAAAAGUUUUAAUCCUUUUUUUCUUUUAGUGUGGCCUGUUCAGUUGCGAAGGAGCUGGGAUACUUUCAGGAUUCGCUUUUCUUCUGUUCAGUACCACUAAAAGUUUUGCUUUUUAAAAAAACAAAAUUAAAAAUUAUUCCGUUUCAUGGAUUCACAAAGUAAUGUACUGAUGUUGCUCCUGUGUAUUUAUUUUGGCAUCGCAAUUUGUCUUGGAAUAAAUUAUGUUCUUUACUUUG
Molecule: messenger RNA, 3429 nt
Organism: Hippocampus comes (tiger tail seahorse)
Lineage: Eukaryota; Metazoa; Chordata; Actinopteri; Syngnathiformes; Syngnathidae
Gene: tmem161b
Product: transmembrane protein 161B
Exons: 13
Coding region: 252-1712 (486 amino acids)
Source: RefSeq, a predicted model, not a curated record